Meriones unguiculatus (Mongolian gerbil) is the source of this 5258-nucleotide messenger RNA. It is a transcript of the gene Ubash3a, whose product is annotated as ubiquitin associated and SH3 domain containing A. The record is from RefSeq and is a predicted model, not a curated record. Bases 38 to 1912 code for a protein of 624 amino acids. Gene Ontology annotation, cellular component: cytoplasm. Gene Ontology annotation, molecular function: protein binding. The transcript has 15 exons. NCBI's taxonomy places the organism in Eukaryota, Metazoa, Chordata, Mammalia, Rodentia, Muridae. Gene Ontology annotation, biological process: negative regulation of T cell receptor signaling pathway.
GUGAGCAGGCGGCCUCUUGCUCGGCAAGCAGGAAGACAUGGCUGCGGGGGAGACUCAGCUCUACGCCAAGGUCUCCAGCAAGCUCAAGGGCCGCAGCACCGCCUCGCUCCUGGACCCCCUCCUGGCCAUGGGCUAUCCCACACAUACCGCGCUCAAAGCACUAGCAGCCACAGGAAGGAAGACGGCAGAGGAGGCCGCAGACUGGCUUCAUGGCCACUGCAGUGACCCUUCGCUGGAUGACCCUAUACCUCAAGAGUACGCGCUCUUCCUCUGCCCCACGGGGCCUUUGCUGGAAAAACUCCAAGAGUUCUGGAGGGAGAGCAGACGCCAGUGUGCAAAGAACAGAGCUCACGAGGUCUUCCCUCACGUGACACUCUGUGACUUUUUCACGUGUGAAGACCAGAAAGUGGAGUGUUUGUACGAGGCUCUGAGGCGAGCAGGGGACAGGAUCCUGGGCUCCUUCCCCACCCUGGUUCCUCUUGCUCUCCAUUCUUCCACCAGCUACCUCGGCUUCUUCAUCGACGACAGCCCCGCUGACGUCAUCCGGGAAUUCGCUGCAGCGUUCGCCUCUGAGGCAUCAGUCUUGGCAGACUGCACCGUCAAGCCGUGCACCAAGCAGCUGCACCUGACCUUGGCCCACAAGUUCUACCCUCACCACCAAAGGACCCUGGAGCAGCUGGCCAGAGCCAUCCAGCCCAGCCAUGCCUGUCAGUGGACAGCUGCUCUAUACUCCCGAGACAUGCGUUUUGUGCACUACCAGACCCUGAAGGCGCUGUUCCAGUACAAACCCCAGAAUGCGGACGAGCUAAUGCUCAUUCCUGGUGACUACAUCUUCGUGGAUCCUACUCAGCAGGAGGAAGCCAGCGAGGGCUGGGCCAUCGGGACCUCACAUCGGACUGGCUGCCGGGGCUUCUUGCCAGAGAACUACACGGAGCGAGCCAAUGAGGCUGACACGUGGGUGAAGCACAGGACGUACACAUUCAGUCUUGCCAUGGACCUGAACUCUAGGAGGGAUGGUGAAGCCAUCAGCAGGAGAAAUGGGGAAUCCCACACCCCGUCAAUGCCAAGGAGCGUUAGCAGCAUACAGGCCCUGCAGGCGACCAUCGCGAGAAGAGGUGUUCUGGUAGCACGCCAUGGGGAGAGAGUGGACCAGGUCUUCGGGAAGUCUUGGCUCCAACAGUGCACUACGGCCGAUGGAAAAUACUGCAGGCCAGACCUGAACUUCCCCCGCAGCCUGCCCAGGAGGAGCAAUGGCAUCAAAGACUUUGAAAACGAUCCACCAUUAUCAUCCUGCGGGAUUUUCCAGGCCAGGCUUGCUGGAGAGGCCCUGCUGGACAGCGGUAUCAGAAUCACGGCAGCCUUUGCCUCUCCGGCCCUGCGCUGCGUGCAGACAGCCAAGUGCAUCCUGGAAGAACUUAAACUGGAGAAGAAGCUGAAGAUACGAGUUGAGCCCGGAAUCUUCGAAUGGAUGAAGUGGGAAGCCAGCAAGACCACUCUGACCUUCUUGACCUUGGAGGAGCUGAAAGAGGCGAACUUCAAUGUUGACCUUAACUACAGGCCUGCAUUUCCCCGCUCCUCCCUCAUGCCGGCCGAGAGCUACGACCAGUAUGUGGACAGGUGCGCUGUGAGCAUGGGGCACAUCGUCAGCACAUGCCCACAGGACAUGGGCAUCACCCUCAUCGUGAGCCACAGCUCAGCACUCGACUCCUGCACGAGACCCCUCCUCAAGCUGCCGCCCAGAGAGUGUGCCGAUUUUGCCCAACUGGUGAGAAAGAUUCCAUCCCUGGGAAUGUGCUUCUGUGAAGAAAACAGAGAGGAAGGAAAGUGGGAGCUAGUGGACCCCCCAGUGAAGACGCUGACACACGGGGCCAACUCAGCCUUUAACUGGAGAAACUGGAUCUCCCGAAACUGAGCCAGCCCAAGCCUUCCAGGAAGAGAUCCAGAUGUGGAACCCUCCAGCACCACGUCUGCCUGUGUGCCGCCAUGUUCCUCACCAUGAGGAUGAUGGACUAAAGCUCUGGAACUGUAAGCGAGCCCAGUUAAAUGUGUCUCUUUAAAAGAGUUGCCUCGGUUGUGGUAUCUCUUCACAGCAACAGAACACUCAGACAUACAGAGAAGCAAGCCUGCGAAGAAAUAUCAGGAGAUGCCUCCUGCAAGCCAAGGAGAGGGGCGCCAGGAGGAAGCAGGCUGGGACACCUCAAUGGUGGAUUUCCUUUAGAUUAAAGCAUCUAGUCUAUGUACACUGUAUAGCAGUCAUAAAUAACUACCAUAGGGCAUGAAGGUCAUUGCCAAGGGCACCAAAACUACCCCGCUCAGGAGCUAGACGCUAGGGAGGUUAUGCAGCUCCAUAUGAAGCACAGAAUAAACAGUGACAUCAGCUGGACCUGUCUACCCAGUGUGCGUAGGGGUCAGAACUUACACUAAGCAUCGUAGGCAUUGCAUGGAGGACGGGUGCAAAGAUGCCUCCAUUCUUUGUCAAGGUUUUGUGCAUCCCCAGAUCUUGGCACCUAUGAGAAAACCUAGUCACAGGGAGUACCAGCGAGUGACUACAGAAGCACAGACCAGACACUGGGGUCAGGGAAACCUGUAAGGCUCCUAACUAGAGCAAAGGUUAUUCUGAGAAUAGGACGUAGUCAUUUCCGGCCACAAGGUCUUCUACUGUGGCUAUGAAUAGCCAUGUCAAGGUCAGAACACUCUGAGUCAAGCUCAGAGGCCCAGAGCCUGGCCUCACCCUUGUAGGUCUUCUGUGUUCUACUUCCUCGCCUGUGAAAUGGGCGAACAUCAGAAUCUUCUGGGGCGUUGGGGUGUGGCAAGCAGCCCACCCGAGGAAGGAACCAUAACAGUUCUCCAGCUGCGGUAACAGCUCUGCCUCUGCUCAGGUUGACAGCUGGAUUACCCUGAGCCUUCUAGAGUGCCUUGCUGCCCUGUGGAGAGGGGCAUCGAGUCUAGUGUGGCCAACCAGAUGCCAGGACGCACUUUCAGUCCUGUGGAAAGGGAAGACUCUAACACCUGGGAUUUGAGAAAACUGACUGAAAUAGAUUUUUCUAGAUCCUGGAAUGUAAGAAAAUCAUAUACCAAAAAAGUAAAAUAGCAAUUUAGUUAACAUCAGAAAUUCAGGGUACUUUUUGAGAAAGAGAGAGAGAUUCAGAAAUGGCUCCUGAAAAGAGGCAGAUGCCAAGAAUGGCUUUUAUGGACCCUGGUUUCCUAGCAGAGUAUAAUGAUAUACAGAAAUGAGAAUGUCAAGCAGUGGUGGCACAUGCCUUUAAUCCCAGUACUUGGGAGGCAGAGCCAGGUGGAUCUCUGUGAGUUCGAGGCCAGCCUGGUCUACAGAGUGAUUCCAGGACAGUCAUGGUUACACACAGAGAAACCCUGUCUCAAAAAAGAAAGAAAGAAAGAAAGAAAGAAAGAAAGAAAGAAAGAAAGAAAGAAAGAAAGAAAGAAAGAAAGAAAGAAAGAAAGAACCCAUUAUUUUUGGACACCAAAAAAAAAUUUUUUUAAGUGAAAUCAGGUCCCACAUUUGCUGUGUGGAUCUAUCUUCCCACCAUGAACAACUGAAACGAGAACGAAUUGCUGAGACUGACAAAAGUCAGUACAAGAUGGCAGCUUCUGAAGAGAAAAGAGUCCUGUGUUUCCUACUGCCUCUUCCUGGACCAUGAGCAGGCAGAACCACCACUUGGGCAAAGGGGACCCAAGAGCCUUGAACACAGCGGAUCCCUGACAGCUCACCUAAGAAGUUCACCAAACAAGCCAAGGCAUUACCGAGGGGCAGCAGGCUGUACCUCGGCUCCAUCUACCCACGGGCACAAGCCACCGGGAGAUGUGAUGAGAACGGUCCAGCAUGAAAAUGUUUGAUUUCAACGGUGGAGCAACCAUGAAGAUGCCGCAGAAGUGCUAAGGCUGGAAAGAAUGGCCCAGAAAGGACAAACUGGAAACGGGGGGUCACUUCCUGUCUUUUCCAGAGCUGGGGUGCUGAGCUUGCUCAAGAGUGUGCUUGCCACACUCCAGGAAAAGAGCCACAUCCCAACCUCCUCCAGUCCAGGGCUGGCCCCAGGCUGCAGGAAGCAGGUGAGCUGAGACCAGCCAGGCCACAGGCAGAUGGAGGACAUUUCUGAAAGGCACCUCUCCCCAGAUGGCCACAACUAGGUGAUUAUCCAUCAGGCCACGUAGAAUCCCACCACAGCACUCAACAUGAGCAGGAAGAAACAAAGAUGGCAGCAACCAGGCAGAAGGUGAGGCCCCGUCACCUCCUCCUCCGGAACACGCUUCUUCCCUACUGAGGAAGCAUAGUUAUCCGCCGCCACAGAGAAGGGCUGACACCUCCCUCGGAGGCAGCGAGAAUGGCAGGUAAGGAGACGAGUGCCAAGAAGCUGAUGAUUGGCACAAGCCGUUUACCUUCAGAACGAAAUCAUCCUGAGGUGAAGCGUACUUUAAACCUGCCGCAUGCAAUGAAUGCAAGCAUGUACAGACACACGCAUCAGACUAAGACUCAAAACGUCAAGCUGCCCUUCAAGUAACUACAGCCUGGAAAACAACAGCAGCAACAAAAACUACAAAAGGCCUCCAUCACUUUUCAAAUCGAUACAGCGUGGCGCUGAGUACCAAGCCAGCGAUGCCAGGCAGGGACUUCAGCUCUGCGGAAGGAGGGCCUACCGGGACUUCUCUCCUCUCUUCCCAAAGCUGCUGAAAUACUCAGGCACACCUCGGGCUAUCACAGGCUCACUCGCACACCCCUGCUGCAAAGCAAAGGCUGCAGUAGAGUGAACCCCAGGGAAUUUCUGGUCUCCCGGUGAACACAAAGCUACACCUUACUGUUCUCUACUGUGCGUGUGUGUGUGUGCGUGUGUGUGUGUGUGUGUGUGUGUGUGUGUCUGUGUGUGGUAGGGAGAUGUUUUAAAAAAGCAGUGGAUUUACCUUAAUUUAAAACAUCGCUGAAGAAGAAAUGGGUAACCGCUGUCUGAGCUAUUGGGAAAAUGGUAUCAGUGGAUUUCAGUGGAUUUGCACGUUGUGAGAUUGCCACAUACUCUGAGAAAAAGAGAAAAAAAAAAAACGGUAAAGAAAAACCCACAUCAAUGCAUGAAGCAAUAAAGCAAAUUAAACAAGACAUGCUUCUUGCUGUGGUUCCCAUUCUGGUGCUGUGAGGAGACUCUCCAACCCUUGGCGUUUUGGAUUCUGAAAUAUUUGUCCUUUGCUCUGUCCUCAUUUCUCCACCCUCGUUCGGAAACUUAACACUUUCGGAUCCUCACUUUCCACACCAAUGU